AUGGAGGUGGUUCUUGAGUGUGCGAAGCCGUUGCUGAGAAAACCGAACAUCUUUUGCUUAUCGCAUUUGUCAACAGAGAAUUGGGUGUUUCAGGGAAGUGGGUCUCAAGUUGAAUCAGUGAAUUCUGAAGAAAUAUCGUUCAUUCCUCGCGAAUCCGACAUGUCAUUCGUGGUUGACGCCGCCUUCGACCAAGAGAAGUCUCAGAGACUCGGUGCUGAAGAUCUCAGUCGAAAAGGAUCAAUUGAUGAACCGAUAUCAAAUCUCAUAUCCUGCAUUAAUGAGAAGGAUAAUUAUUUCUCCACAAGUUCCUGCUCCGGAAGAGUCAUAACGUACGAAAUUUCAGGAUCCGGAAAGCCUGGAUGCAAAUUUAUCGAUGUCUUCCAUAGCACAUUACUGCAGGACGAAGUCGCACGCGUGGUUAGCGAUGUUACAAUUGCUGCGAUGUCCGGAAAAGCAGGCGAUAAGGUUUAUUUCAAAUAUGAGCCCCUGAUCCUGCACGUACGGGCGAAAACGUUGGAGGCUGCUGUUAUGUUGUGUAAAACGGCUAUUGAAUCCGGCUUACGAAAUUCCGGCAUCACUUUCGGGAAAAACGGCCGAACUCUGGUUGCUAUUAGAAGUUCGCAUUCCCUCGAAGUUCCCAUCGCAUCCGACGGUUCGUUGCUCGUUUCGGAAGACUACAUCAAGUUCCUAUGCAGCGAAGGAAAUGCGAGGCUUGCUGAAAAUUUCGCGAGGAUAAUGAAAUUCGAGCACCGUUUCAAGACUGUGAAUCAUAACAAACCUGAACGUGACGAACAUCUCCCGCCUAACAAGAGGCGGGACUCAUCCAUCAAGUCCUGCAAAGAUCGAGAAAUGAGUUUCCAAGAUGAGGACUUCCACGACGCUGUUGAAACGCUGUUCCCCGGCGAUUAAACCUUUACAGUCGUGAAGCAUAUGGGGUUCAGUGCUUGCUCACGGUAACACGUGUAUUAAUGGUUGCAGAGCUCGUGCCAAGGAUAAAUAGCUGAAUGAAGGAAGCAGAGUGACAGCAAGCAUUGAAGGUUAUUGUGAUCCUUUCGUGGCAUUUGUUAUUAUGACCAGACUGAUCUGAAAAAUGUUCAACUCUCCUGAGGUGUAGGUUAUUUUAUGGAAAGCGACUGCCGCCAUAUCAAUGGGCGCUAAGUCUUUGGCAUCUCCUGAAAGAAUGCUAGAAAUCGAAUUGCAAACAC
This is a messenger RNA of Notodromas monacha, 1205 nucleotides long. The record is from the annotation of a GenBank genome assembly. Lineage: Eukaryota; Metazoa; Arthropoda; Ostracoda; Podocopida; Cyprididae.